Molecule: messenger RNA, 5571 nt
Organism: Leptidea sinapis
Lineage: Eukaryota; Metazoa; Arthropoda; Insecta; Lepidoptera; Pieridae
Gene: Su(var)2-10
Product: E3 SUMO-protein ligase PIAS3
Exons: 13
Coding region: 307-2091 (594 amino acids)
Biological process (GO): regulation of transcription by RNA polymerase II; protein sumoylation
Molecular function (GO): SUMO ligase activity; transcription coregulator activity; zinc ion binding
Source: RefSeq, a predicted model, not a curated record
GUUUUUUAAAUAUUGUAUCGUGAAUUAUAGGAAACAAGAAGUUUAAAAUGUAAUACAUAUUAUAUUUGUGUUGCAUAGUGUGCUGCUAAUUGCUAUGUUAUUUUGUCUAUGCUCAUUUUAGUAAGCCAAUGUGGCGACUGGCGUUCAUCAUCAACAUCAAGCGAGCGUCAAGUGAUGGCAGUUUGUGAAAUAAGUUAGAUUGUUAUUGGGUUAAGUUGUGUCAUUAGAACUAAAUUAAUAAUGAGUCGGUAUUUCGAUUACAGUAAUAAUAUAUCAUGUUAAGACGAACAUCGUUGGUUAGCAACAAUGGUUAAAACACGAUCUUCAGCAAGAGUAGUGAAUGGUGGCCACGGAGAAUCAACUGCAAAUGGGAACUCUUCAGAACUCAGAGCAAGAUUAAAUACUAAUGAGAAUGGACAUUAUUCACAUGCCAUCGCAAAUUAUAGGAACAGCCAAGCUCUCCAAUCUGCUGCCGGAGCAGGCUCCCAAGGCAAGGAUCCUCUGGCACCAGGAUUAUCUGCAUCACGAAACAUGUAUCAACAUCCAGCUGUCACAGGAUACAAUACUCAGGACACCAGAUCUCCAACACACCCUGUAGCGGGCCGGCAGAACCAAAUGUACGCGAGCGGUAUGUACGGAUAUCCGGUUUCCGGCGGCGUAGCCCUCACGGCUAUGUCUUCGCCCUCGCCCACUGCAACACUACCUCCUUAUCCAGUCCACCCUGAUGUCAAGUUUAAAAAGCUACCAUUUUAUGAUGUGCUUGCGGAAAUCCUGAAGCCAUCCACAUUGAUGCCCGUGCAGCCCGGAAGGAUGCAGGAAAGCGCCUAUAAUUUCCACCUCACACCGCAGCAGGCCACACAGAUUGCUUCUGGGAAGGAUAUAGUGGGGAGUAGUAAUAAGCUUGAUUAUGUUAUACAGGCUCAGCUACGGUUUUGCCUGUUAGAGACGUCAUGUGAACAAGAAGACUACUUCCCACCUAGUGUUAAUGUUAAAGUUAAUAAUAAAAUGUGUCCACUACCAAAUCCAAUACCUACAAAUAAACCAACACCAGAACCAAAGAGGCCACCGAGACCAGUCAAUAUAUCAUCACUUGUCAAAUUAUCGCCCACAGUAGCUAACACUAUAAAUGUGACAUGGGGUUCUGACUUCACGAGAGCUUAUGUAGUGAGUGUAUUCAUGGUUAAGAAACUCACAUCCUCGGAGCUGUUGCAACGUUUGAAGAAUAAAGGAACGAAAAACCCAGAUUAUACAAGAUCAUUAAUAAAAGAAAAAUUAUCAGAGGACUAUGACAAUGAGAUAGCGACAACUUCACUGAGAGUGUCUCUUAUGUGUCCUCUGGGCAAGAUGAGAAUGUCCUGCCCAUGUCGACCAGCUAACUGUCCACAUUUGCAAUGUUUUGAUGCCUCCCUGUUCUUACAAAUGAAUGAAAGGAAACCUACUUGGCUAUGUCCGGUCUGCGAUAGGCCAGCACCCUAUGACUCAUUAGUGGUGGAUGGGUACUUCCAAGAGGUGUUGACGUCGGCGCGGCUCGCGAGCGACUGUAACGAGAUCCAGCUCCACGCCGACGGCAGUUGGUCGGCGCACUCCCCGCCCGCCCGCACGCCGCACCCCGCGCCGCAGCCCGAGCCUGUCACACUCAUAUCUGACGAUCUCGAAGUCAUACCAAUAGACUCAGAAGGCAGCAACAAGCGUGCGGCGGUUGGUGAAGAUCGCAGACCAAAGGCCACAGAUGUGUUAGUGGACCUCACCUCUGACUCUGAAGAUGAACUGCCUCUAAAGAGAAAGGUCCCUGUGCCCAAAGCCACACCACCACAACCUAAUCCAGUGAAGGAGGAAAUUUAUUCAAAUAAUGGUGUGGAGGCGGUGUCGUCGAGCGGGUACCGGUCGCCCGGCGGCGCGGGGCCCGUCAUCUCACUGGACAGUCCUUCCCCUCCCGCGGCUUCUUCGCCCCCCGCCACCGACCCGGCCACCACACAGCAAUCCAGCAGCAACACCAGUGAGCGGGAUGAGUCUGAAACGGCAGUGCCUUGGGAUACAUUUGGUGAAGCGGAGCGCUCAAUCAACCAGUAUGAGCCUUCAUACAGGUACUGACUAACCGAUACAGGUGAGCAGCUGAGUAAUGUGUACGGCUGGUCAGGCAAUGAGACCUUGUAUGACGCUGUACCUGUUUACUACACAUAGCUGGAUUGUACUGCAGCAUAGUGUCACCCAGGUGCAAUGGACAUGGUUAUAGCUAAGAUGCUGGAGCACGAAUGGUCUGUUGUGGCAUUUUGAUAUUAAAUAAGGUAGAUGAGUGAUUGAAUGAAUUUAAAUUUUUAACAUCAAAUCCUUAGAUUGAGCAAUGGUCUCCGCUGCACUCAAACUAGAUACCGCUCAAAGUGCGGCAACUAUUACUAUGCCCAUGUGAUGUUGAUGUGCCACAUAUUCUGUUAAACUUUGCUAAUAAUUGAAACUAAAAUGCCGGGUUGCGUAGAAAAACUUUGUAAAAAUAAUACUACAAGAAAUAAGAAAGACACUGGGAUCACAUAGCAGUAUUUAGUAUUUUGUAUUUUAUUAAUUUCAAUGUAAAAUAACAUGAAGUGUAUGUCACAAAAUUUGAAAUUUGUCAAGAUGCAACACACACAAGCAAUCUAAUAGUUGCUGUAAUAAAAAGCUAUUGUUAUUAGGUAGUACGGUAUCUAGUCUGAGCGUAGCGGAGUCCAAUCUUUAAUCUAAGAACAAAUCAUUGUACAAUUCAAUGCCCUGUAUACAUUGUUUCCGUGUGUAUGUAUAAUUGUGUAACUAGGUUGUUUAAAUGUCAAACUCACUGAGAAUAUUAUGUAAAAAUUUAAAGUUGUUUUUCAUUUGAGUAUAAUUUCCUAUGUUCAUCUAGUUGGCUCCAAAUGGAUAGAAAUAUUUAUAAUUUUUUGUUAUAUUUAUAAUCAAUGCUGCGAAAGUAACUAGCACAAUAUUAAUAAAUGUAUUAACUGUUGAUUGUAUUAUGAGAAGUGUUGCCUGCUCAAUAAUUGUUAACAAGUUAGAAUAAAAUAAUAAGGUAAUAUCAUUGUUAUACAAAAAAGACUUAUGAUUUGAGUCAUGUUCCAUUUCUUCAUAGGAAACAGAUUAGCAUAAUUGCAUUUGGAUAUAAUAAGCUAUUGAAUAUUAUAUAAAUAUAAGUUUUGUGAAUAGUUCUUCUGCUUAUAUUUAUGUUUGACAUGUGUGUUUGUUUGUGUGUCUGUGUUUAUUUAUUAUUUUCACAGACUUUUAUCAUAUAUUCAAUGAUCUAUUGAUAAAUAUCAAAAUAAAUUUAAUUAUCACUCUCUUAUGGUAUUUGAAUCUUUUCAUUCAAACUCGUAAGUUAAAUAUCUAAUGAUGGCUUACUUAACAUGUAAUAGAAAUUAAAUUUAAUAGUCUGAAUAUUCAAUGCUUAAACAUGUGGGGCAAAGUUUCACUGUGUUAUUUAUAUUUCAAUAUCAGGCCUGUCGUUGAGCAGUACAGGUGUAUUGGAUGUUUGAAAUUGUGACUAUUUGAUUAAUUUCUGUGUAUACCCUGCGGGCAAAUCAGUGUAAAGUGACCAUAUUCAACCACUAUCUUUAUAUAUUUUUUUUGUUGACAAAUGAGUAAUUAAAAUUGGUAACAAAGCUUAAAUUCACUGUAAAGUAGUUGUAAUUGUAACUUAAUAUUAUACCAGGGUCUACAUUGUUAAUAUUUUAAAUCAUUAAUUACCAAACAAUAAAUAUAAUGUACCAAAUUGAUUUUGACUCAGACAUCAAUGAGAAAUCUCAAAAAAAUUGUUGUAAGUUGAUUGUGUAUAAAUCUAGUAGUACUUAGCUUUGUUACCUGAUAUUUAAAUGAAUCGCGUAGUAAUUAUAAUCACAGUAAAUUAUAAUUUAGAUAUAAGUUAGCGGAGUGGAAUGUACGUAUAGAUUUUUUGUGUACAUAUUCAAAGUUCACCUCAUUUGUAAUGAUUGUGUCAUCUGUAAUAUACAUACAUUAAGCUGGAUCAGACAUGUUUAGAAACCUUUAAACUUCAUAUGUGGAUAUAUACCAUUCAGUGAUCCUCGCUGUAGAAGUAUAAGUAAGUUAACUGAAGCUCGUAGAUAAUGAACACUUCCAUAAGUUGAGCGUGCUGGCGGGGCGAUAAAGAACAGCUUUAAGUAUCAUGAAAAAGUAUUCGUCUCUCUCACAUAACAUAGCAUACUCCCACCUUAAAGGCAGGCAACGAAUGUCUUGCAACCUUUUGGUGCGGAUGUCCAUGGGCGGUUGCCUCACCACUCCAAUCAGUCUAUUGCCUGUUUGCGCCUUCUUAUAUAAAAAAAAAUAGUUUAUGAGACAUAGUUCGUUAUACCUUAUAACAGCUUUGUAAUAAAGUCUAGUUAGCUGGAUGAUGUUUCAUUAUUACAUCAGUCCGAAGAGGCUUCACACUCACGAAUGUGGUUUCAUUCUCGGCGCAGACGAAUCUGUAAGGUGUCGAACGUAGUACACAAAGAGGAUGUAAAUACUACAUAAUAAGAGGCGCCUAAGUAAAAAUUGAAAUUUAGUUUAGUAUUAAAUAUGCAGUGAAUGUUGCCGGCUAUGUUUGAAAGCGAACAGUUGCUUAAAACGUAGUGGAUUUCUCCCUUUUUAACAAGAUUAUAGCCGUCAUCUGUCAAUCUAUCAAUGACUGCACGUUUCAGUGAAUCGCUCAUUUCUAAGAGAGUUUCGCUAGGCUGGUGGUACAUACCACUCCAGUUAACACAUUCACAAACAAUUAGUAGAAAAACGAGCAUACGUCGUAGGAUCAAAAUGAAACCGUAAUAAUGACGUGUCGUGUGAGUGGUUGUAAUAAAACAGAAAUACUUAGUUAUAUUGUUGUAUGUUACCGAGUGAUUGUGAACUCCAUUCCAUAAUCAGUAACGAUUGUCUAUUACAUAUGACUAAAUUUUGUUAUGACUGAGUGAAUUGAAAUGAAAACAAAAUAUAAUUUCGUUUCAUUUGAUAAUUGAUUGGUGUAAGGUGGCCCUAAGAGACAGUACAGCUAAAAUUACAAUAUGAAAAUUUAUAAACAGAUAAACUCGAAUGGUACCUAUGAACUGUAAUGUACAUAAAAAUUAUCCAGUAUGCAAAUUGCUGCGGUAGGUACUCUUUUAUACCUAAUUAUUCUUGAAUCUGAAUUGAGGAUGAUCUGAGGAUGCCUAGUGUAGAGGCGAAACACGAGUCGAAUUGAUUGAAGACGACUCUUAGCGGCAUUUACACUCAAGAAAGCUGACACAAAUAACAAUUUCAAUAUUCAAUAAAUUUUCUUGACUUGUUCCGUCAAAAUCAAAAUUGUUUUUGGUUUUUAAUAGUUUGUAACUAUUCAAACUAAUCACCAACACUCUUACACCAACAAACAACGCAGAUGUUGUUUAAAUUACUUACAAUUAUUAAUUAUUGUGUUUGUAAAGUGUUGCUGUACAAAAUGCUUGUUUGUAUGUUUUGGAGUUUGAAAUGUAAGAAUAUGUGUUACUAUUUAUGUUUGUGUGAGCACUAAGUAAACAGUUACUGCAAUUGUUGGAAUCACUAGAAUACAGCACUCUCGGAGCUAAAUGCAGAAUAAAAUGUAAAUAUUUC